AUGGUAAAGCUAAUUGAAUAUCCUCGUACAGCUACUUUCGCAUGGUCGCACGAUAAAUUGCCGAUCUUGGCUACGGGUACUGCCUCAGGGACGGUAGAUGCAGACUUUUCAAGCGCAUCAACACUUGAGUUUUGGUCGAUUCUAUCAAAAGAUAAUAGCAAGCCCGAUGCUGUUAUUAAUGCAGAUGCAAAGUUUAACGACUUAGAUUGGAGUAAGGACAAUGAAAUUUUGGCGGGGGCGUUAGAGAACGGGGUUGUUGAGUUCUUCAACCCGGUGGAAAAAAAGUCUACGGCGAAGAUCGCGAAACAUUCAGCUGGGGUUCGCACGGUUCGUUUUAACAGCAAACAAAGUAAUUUGCUCGUUUCAGGAGGUAGCCAAAGUGAGAUUUUUGUUUGGGAUGUAAACAAGGUGUCUACUCAGGGGUAUAGUCCUUUUGGACCCGGUAAGGCAAUGACACCCGUAGAUGAAGUGCAAUCACUAUCAUGGAAUCAGACAUUGGCUCAUGUGUUUGCAUCUGCGGGUUCAUCGGGCUAUGUUUCCAUUUGGGAUCUGAAGGCCAAGAAAGAGGUUAUUCACCUAAGUUAUACAUCUCCUACAUCUGGGUUAAAGAACCAAUUAUCAGUUGUGGAAUGGCAUCCUAAUAAUUCCACCAAGGUUGCUGCUGCUACUGGAAACGAUAAUGAGCCUACGAUUCUUGUAUGGGAUCUAAGAAAUGCUAACACGCCAUUACAGGUACUGUCGCAGGGUCAUAAUAAGGGUAUUCUCUCUCUAGAUUGGUGUCACCACGAUGAGCGCCUCAUGCUUUCAAGUGGUCGUGAUAACACUUGUGUUUUAUGGAAUCCUGAAGAGGGCCAAAAGUUGACUCAGUAUCCAACUCGCGGGAACUGGUGCUUUAAAACGAAGUUUGCACCAGAAGCCCCAGAGUUGUUUGCGAGUGCCUCAUUCGAUAACAAAAUUCAGAUCCAAACGCUACAAAAUUUGGAAAACAAACUGGAUUUGGACGAGACAGCAUAUAAACAGCAGGAAUCUGAAGCAGAAUUUUGGAGUAAUGUAUCUCAAAAUGAAUCCAAUGAAAAGCCCACAAUUAGCAAACUACAGGCGCCUGCAUGGUAUGGUAACAGAUCUGCAGCUGCGCAAUGGGCGUUCGGCGGUAAGCUGGUUUCCGUUACCGCUGACGGUAAAGGUGUUUCAAUAACAACUCCAUCCAUUGAAGGUUUUGAGAAGAAUACAAUGCUAGAUGCAGCAUUAGAGUCAAAGGACUUUGUACCUAUCAUAAACAAGAGAUUAGCAAACACUAUUGACAGUACAAAUGAAGAGGACUGGUCAUUAUUAGAAAGCUUGUCUAUGGAUGGCAAAGUUACAUACUUAUCGGAGGCCAUGUCUUUGGAUGAUAAGGAUGAAGAUGAUGUAGAAUCUUCCCAAGAUCAGCAAGGUGAUUUUUUUAAUAAUCUAACUGCUGGUUUUACCCCUAAAGGUUCUUUCCAAUUGGAUUUGUCAAAGCCUAAUUUAACUGAUAAUUUAUUAAACGGCAAGUUAGAUAAGGCAGUCAACGCCACUUUAAAAGAAGGCUUGUUACUAGAGUCGCUAGUGAUAGCUUUGAACUCUAAUGAUCCUACUCUAAAACAGCGCGUGAACAAUGCGUAUUUCGCAAAGUAUGCGGAGUCUUCCUCGUUAGCAAGGACUUUGUAUUCAAUUGCAGAGAAAAAUGUAGAAGACUUGGUUGAUAAUGUGGAGGUUUCACAAUGGAAGCAUAUUGUAAAGGCCAUUAAUACCUACGUUGAUGAAGAACAUAAAGAUGAACUUUUGGUUAGAUUGGGUGAUAGAUUAUUUGAAAAUAAACAAAGACAGGAUGCUUUGGUUUUAUAUUUGGCAGGUAACUCCUUGGAUAAGGUUGCGUCGAUAUGGUUGAAAGAGCUGCCUGCUUUGGAACACAAGUUGAGUUCUGAAAAAGCCACUUUGAAUGAGGCUCAUAUGAAGUGUUUAACUGAAUUUGUCGAGAGAUUCACCGUGUUAUCCAAUUAUUUGAAUGAGCGGCCCGAAACUAAAUUAACUAAUAAUGAGCUAAUCUCAAAAUUCUUAGAGUUCGUUAACAUGACUGCAUCCAGCGGUGAUUUUGACUUGGCAUUGAAAUUCUUGGACAAUUUACCGGGUGAUAAUCCUCAAGUGAAGACUGAAAGGCAACGUGUUUUAAUUGCUUCGGGAAGGUUUCCUCAAAGAAAAUCGAACGUUGGAAAACCCAAGUACGUAGCUUCUCAACAAGCAAUGGGUGCAGCAUCUGCUUCAAUUGGUGGCCCUACCUCUGCUAAGCCAUUUGCAGAACGCCCACCUGCAUUUGCUCCUGGCGUUUCAAAUACAUUGAAUUCAAGUUUCCAACCCCCAAUUGGCAGAACGAAUACGUUCGGGGCUCCUAGCUACCCAACUGGUCCUGUUGCACCACCUAACAGAUAUGCGCCAUCUUCUGUAUCGCCUUCUCAAAAUACACCAAGCAAUCCUCCUGUCCAGUUAGCAACACCAGGCAAUCCAUACGCUCCACCUUCUAACGCUGUAAACUCAUUUUCAGGCAACAACAACCCAUAUGCAACACCAUCGAUGAUGUCUACCCCAGCGUCCCCAGCAGCAACUCCAUAUUCGGCUUCACCUUACUCCAAGGGAUAUUAUAAUUCGAAUACACCAGUACCCGCAGUCGAUCCAUCUUCCAGGGUUAUGUCUGGACAAACUCCACGUUUGAACAAAAAUGCGAAUAAUGGUUGGAAUGAUUUACCAGAGAUCAUCAAGGAGAAAACCAGUAGAGCUAAACCGGUGUCGACCGCUCCUAUAAAUUCCGUAACUCCUGCUAAUCAGCUAGGUGUCCAACCUGGAUCAGCAGCAAUUCCACCACCACCGUUGUCAAGAGUUACUUCCACGUCAAGCGUACCUACGGGCGCGCCACCUUUGAACAGAGCUUCGUCGAACCCUAGUACACCAUCGAUGCCCCCCCCACCACCAUCUAAAUUGUCGAGAGGGCCAUCCUUGGCUCAACCAAAUGUUGUUUUGAAUGAGCAACCUUCCAUUAACCCCUAUGCACCACCUCAGGCGAAAAAUCCUUCGUUUUCUACACCUUCAAACCCAUAUGCCCCCCCUACGUCCAAUGUAAACCCACGCAGUAGUCCACUUCCAGUAGCCUCCCAGGCUAUGUCUUCUCCGCCAACUAACCCAUACGCUCAACAGGGUCCUACUGUUCACGCCCCUUCCAAAGCUAUCCCUGGCCCCCCACCAAAAGCAAUGGCAAGGAAGACGAACGUCAGCGGCAAGGAUAUAAGUUCAGCGAAUGAUUUACUCACUUCAAUGCAGAGAGGUCCUAACGGCGCCGCGGCAUUUUCUCCGCAGCAACAGACAGCGCCACCUCCUGUUAAGAAAAGUGUUUCCCCAACGUCACAGGUAACACCUGAGACAUUUGAGACGCCAUCUGCGUACAAGCCAAUAGUCGAUUUCCUCAGCGAAGAGUUGGCUCGUGUUACACCGUUGGUUCCAGCCGAAUUCGGAAAGCAAUUAAAGGACUGUAACAAGAGAUUGAAGAUCUUGUUUAAUCAUCUUGAAAAGCAGGAUCUCUUAACUCAGCCUACCGUCGAUAAACUUCACCACCUCGUCAAUCUAUUGAAAGAACAUAAAUAUUCUGAAGCCUCGGCUGUUCAUGUCGAUAUUGCAACCAACCACGCACAGGAGGCAGGAAACUGGUUGACAGGUGUUAAGAGAUUGAUAGGUCUCGCAGAAGCUACCUCUAAUUAG
Messenger RNA from Eremothecium sinecaudum, 3765 nucleotides. It is a transcript of the gene SEC31, whose product is annotated as Sec31p. The transcript has a single exon. Gene Ontology annotation, cellular component: endoplasmic reticulum exit site; COPII vesicle coat. NCBI's taxonomy places the organism in Eukaryota, Fungi, Ascomycota, Saccharomycetes, Saccharomycetales, Saccharomycetaceae. The record is from RefSeq and is a predicted model, not a curated record. Gene Ontology annotation, molecular function: protein binding; structural molecule activity. Bases 1 to 3765 code for a protein of 1254 amino acids. Gene Ontology annotation, biological process: endoplasmic reticulum to Golgi vesicle-mediated transport; endoplasmic reticulum organization; intracellular protein transport.